AAAAAAGCGCGAAAAACCAACGGUUACUUUUGCUCACCUUUCAACGGCGCAGGUGGCCCCGAAUUAGCAGCGAGCACCGAGGAGACCGCAACUUCCUAGCCGAGCGGAAGUGGAGCGUAUGAGGCAGAGCGAGAGAGAAAGAUCCGCUGCUGCUGGAUGAAUUUUUAACGAGCGGCCAUUCUUUGGUGGUGACCGCCCGGGGGGCUUGAGUUCCACACACACGGGGUGGGAAUGACGUGGACGCCGCGGGUGGCCCCAUCACCACACACGCCACGCGGCGGGCUGUGAAUUGAAUGGAACCUCGCGGGCUCCUUCUUGUCGGAGGAGGAAAGAGGACCUCAACAGGUGGCGAAUGUUCUCCUCGGGACGAGCAAGAGGAAGAUGGUGCUCCCUGGAAGAUACGUAUAUAUAUGUGUGUGUGUGUGUGCGCGUGACGGAAUCUCCCCUCCACGCACACACGCUCUCGAAUCUCCAAGAAUCUGCGCGGAGGAGGACAGAAGAGGAAGAGGAGGAGGCGGAGGCUGUCCACGGGCUCUCACACUGCGGAACGCGCGCGGAGCUGCCUGGAGAUCCCCCUCCCAAAAUAUCGGCGGGUCCUUCCAUCGCCUGCACUCCGUCCGCCGCGUAGCGCCCUACCUCCCUCCCUACCUCCCUCCCUCCUUCCUUCCCCACGCGCGGACCUCACAUUUGACUGGCAAGACGGAAUAGGCACCUGAGCUCCUGGCCGUGGCCGGCCAGCGGGGGUCUUCGCGGACUCGACAGGUGGAUUAAUCCGAGCGUUGCGGUUCUCAUUUCUGGGUGGAGGUGCUUCUUGUGCGUGACCCCCCCCCCCCCCCCCUGCCCCCACUUCUUUCCCUCGGAUGGAGGUGCAAUUGAUGGAUUAAUUUCACGGGGGUGGAGGGGGGAGACUCACCCCUUGGAGGGCACCCGAAUGGAGUAACAGGCUGCAAUGUCAUCUCCGCCCGGCUGCCUGGAGAGAUGUGUCACGGGAAUGGGAUCAAGUUGAAAGACUUUGGCACCAGAAGAAGGCGGAAGGAGGAGGAAGAGAAUGAGGAGCCGGAGAAGAGGCGCGAUGGCCGGCCACCACGACGGCCACGCGCGGGUCGGGGAAGCGGCGGUGGCGCGCACGGACCCGCGAGACGAAGGCGCAAAACGCUCCUUGUGACAGCCAAGGGUACCAUGUGUGCGACGUUGUGGACGCUACUCCUCCUCUCGCACUGGGCGUCUCGAGCCACGUCCCAGAAGCCUCCGGGGCUCAGCGUGGGCGUAGUAAUGGGCCAGACCCGAAUGAUACCGGACCAGGACCUGCGACCCCCUCGCAACCCCGACGACGCCCUGGACAUAUCGGUGGUGCCCUUAAGGAUCAACCAGACCGACCCCAAGUCCGUCAUCACGCAGGUUUGCGAGCUGCUGUCACGAUCUCGCCUCCACGGCAUCGUGUUUGCCGACGGCACGGACCAGGAGGCCAUCGCUCAGAUUCUCGACUUCCUGUCCGUCCAGACCCAACUCCCCGUGCUGGGCGUGCACGGAGGCUCCUCCAUGAUCAUGGCCGACAAGGAUGAGAAGUCGACGUUCUUCCAGUUUGGCGCCGCCCUGCAGCAGGAGGCCCUCCUCAUGCUGGCCAUCAUGGAGGAGUACGACUGGCACGUCUUCUCCAUCGUCACCUCCAAGUUCCCCGGCUACCAGGACUUCAUCACCACCCUCAGGGUCACCGUCGACCACAGCUUUGUGCGCUGGGACCUCCAGAGCGUGGUGACUCUGGACGCAAUGGACGGAGACCCCAACUCCAAGUCUCACAUCGCCCUGAAGAGGAUCCAGAGUCCCGUCAUCCUGCUGUACUGCUCAAAAGAUGAGGCCGUCUACAUCCUGGAGGAGGCGCGCUCGUUGGGCCUGAUCGGAGCCGGCUACAUCUGGAUCGUGUCCAGUCUCACCACGGGAAACCCGGACUUUACCCCCGAGGCCUUUCCCCUGGGCAUGAUCUCGGUGUCCUACGACGACUGGGAGUACCCGCUGGAGACGCGGGUGCGCGACGGCGUGGGCAUCAUCUUGUGGGCGGCCACCGCCAUGCUGCGAGAGAAGAACGAGCUGCCCGAAGCGCAAGGCAGCUGUCACAGCACGCCGUCGGAGCGCAGCCCGGGCAAGCUGCCGCCCAGCGCCCUGCGCAGACACAUGAUGCACGUGUGGAACGACGGCAGGGAUUUGUCCUUCACGCCCGACGGCUACCAGGCCAACCCUAAGCUGGUGGUCAUUGUCCUGAACAGCGAGAGGACGUGGGAGAAGAUGGGUCGCUGGGAGAACGGCACGCUGUCGCUGAUGUUCCCCGUGUGGCCGCGCUACAACUCGCACGGCGACGAGGACGCCGACGAGAACCACCUGUCCAUCGUCACGCUGGAGGAGAAGCCCUUUGUCAUCGUGGACAACGUGGACAUCCUCACCGGGACGUGCAUGAGGAACUCGGUGCCCUGCCGCAAGCACGUCAAAGACAACAGCACGUCGGGGGGCUCGUACAUCAAGCAGUGCUGUAAGGGCUUCUGCAUCGACAUCCUCAAGAAGAUCGCCCGCAAUGUCAAGUUCACCUACGACCUCUACCUGGUCACCAACGGCAAGCACGGCAAGAAAAUCAACAACGUGUGGAACGGCAUGGUGGGAGAGGUGGUGUACAAGAAAGCCGCCAUGGCCGUCGGCUCUCUGACCAUCAACGAGGAGAGGUCGGAGGUCAUCGAUUUCUCCGUGCCCUUCGUGGAGACGGGCAUCAGCGUCAUGGUGUCGCGCAGCAACGGCACCGUCUCGCCGUCGGCCUUCCUCGAGCCCUUCAGCGCGUCAGUUUGGGUGAUGAUGUUUGUGAUGCUGCUCAUCGUCACGGCCAUCGCUGUCUUCCUUUUCGAGUUUGUCUCUCCGUUGGGCUUCAAUCGCAACUUGGCCCAAGGCAAAGACCCCCACGGCCCGUCGUUCACCAUCGGCAAGGCCAUCUGGCUGCUGUGGGGUUUGGUCUUCAACAACUCGGUGCCGGUGCAGAACCCCAAAGGCACCACCAGCAAGUUCAUCGUGUCCGUGUGGGCUUUCUUCGCCGUCAUCUUCUUGGCCUCCUACACGGCCAACCUGGCCGCCUUCAUGAUCCAGGAGGAGUUUGUAGACCAGGUCACCGGCCUCUCUGACAAAAAGUUUCAGAGCCCCUACUCGUAUUCGCCGCCCUUCCGCUUCGGCACGGUUCCCAACGGCAGCACGGAGCGCAACAUCCGCAAGAACUACCCGGACAUGCACCAGUACAUGACCAAGUACCACCAGACCGGAGUGCAGGAUGCCCUGGUCAGCCUCAAGACCGGCAAGCUGGACGCGUUCAUCUACGACGCGGCCGUGCUCAACUACAUGGCGGGCCGAGACGACGGCUGCAAGCUGGUGACCAUCGGCAGCGGCUACAUCUUCGCCACCACCGGCUACGGCAUCGCUCUGCAGAAAGGCUCCUACUGGAAGCGACUGGUGGACCUGGCCAUCCUCGGCAUCAUCGGCGACGGCGAAAUGGAGGAGCUGGAGGCGCAGUGGCUGACGGGCAUCUGCCACAACGAGAAGAACGAGGUGAUGUCCAGCCAGCUGGACGUCGACAACAUGGCGGGCGUCUUCUACAUGCUGGCCACGGCCAUGGGCCUGUCCAUCCUCACCUUUGUCUCCGAGCAUCUCUUCUACUGGCGCCUGCGUUACUGCUUCACCGGCGUCUGCUCGGGACGCCCCGGCCUGCUCUUCACCAUCAGCAGGGGCAUCUGGAGCUGCAUCCACGGCGUUCACAUCGACAUGAAGAAAAAGACACCCGAGCUGGACUUCAGCCCUCAGGCCAACAUGCUGCACCUGCUCAAGUCGGCCAAGUCCAUGGCCAUGUCGUCGCCCAAGCGCAACACGGUGCUGCUGCAGCCCAGCAUCCUCGACGUCAUGACCGGAAAAGGUAACUCGCUGCACGGCCUCGCUCCGAAGGGCCCCGGUCUCUAUAGCAACGCCGGCGGUCCUCAGGCCUUCCUGUCGCUGCCGGGGCGCCACAAGAACCUACUGAACAACGCGGCGCCCUUCCCGGCCCAGCAGAAGGCGCCCGCCCAUCAGGGCAGCCCCACGAACAAGCCGCAGCUGUCCGUCACCAACGACGACGACGGCACGAGCCGCCCGGGAGCGGCGGCGCCGUCUAAGCCCCGCGCCCUUUGGAAGAAAAGCGUCGAGACUCUGAAGACGCAGCCCGGCGGGGCGGCUCCGGGCGGCGGCGCCGCGCCGACGCCAGCCGCGCCCCCGGCGGCCAUGAAGAGCCAGCGCUAUCUCCCCGAAGAGCCGCCGCCUCCUCCCCGCUCGGACAUCUCCGAGUGCUCCAGUCGCCCGACGUCCCACAAAGACUCCGACUCGGUCGCGACGAGGGCCGCUUUCAAAUCCGUUAACCAGUUGAGGAAGCGGGCAGGCGGCGGCGGCGGAUCCAAAAUCUUCUCCAUCGACUCAGACCAGGCCAGCCUGCAGUCGGCGCCGCCCUACCAGCGCGACAGCCAAGGGGGCAGCGACGAGCAACCGUACCCGCCCGAGGGCACGUACUCGCACAAGGGGGACGCGCCGGUCCUGCAGUUGAGCGCCACCUUGCUGCACCACAGCCACAGCGCCGAGGCCGACCUGCACUCCAUGAAGGACAAGAAGUACAGCACCUACACGCACAGCAGCAGCGCCAAAGACAAGUCGAGCGGAUCCUUCGAGGCCCCCGGGUCGGCCGUGGGCUCUCAGGGCGUGCGUCCGGGCCACUGCCGCUCCUGCCUGACCAAACUGAGCGGCUACUCGGGUCUGUACACGGUGCGCCCCCCGCAGGCCCGCUGCGACGCCUGCGCCCACCUGGGCAACCUGUACGACAUCCGCGAGGACCACCUGAACUACUCCAACGCUCCCGAUAUGUUUGCCCACUACCUGCCCCAGAGCCAGCUGGGGAUGGUGGGCGAGGGCGACGACCUGGUCAGCCACUUUGAGCCGGCGGCGCCCCGCUCGCCGUCCGCCUUGACGGCCGCCUCCUCGCCCGUGGCGCAGCAUUUGCAGCUGAGCCGCCAGCCCUCGUACGAGAACAUGCUUCCGGACGGCGCGGCUCAAUUGCGGGGGCUGGGCCUGCCCGACCGGGACCGGGAGAUGACCCUGGACGAGGGCGCCUACGCCAACGUGCUUACCAUGCGCUCCGACCGCCCCUUCAGCGGCCGCAGUCCGUCCUCGCCGUCUCCCUCGCACCACCGAGGCUCGGACGUGCCCCUGCCCCUGCCCCGGCGGUCCAAGAGCCUCUUCCCUGACCGGCCCUCGCAGAACCCCUUCCUCCAGUCGGGCACGGCGCAGCGAGAGUCGGCCGGCCACGCCCACGCCGCCGGCCAGACGGCCGACCGAGCGCUCUACAAGCAGCAGCGCCCGCCGCUCUCGCUCACUCUGGGCAACCACGGAGGCCACCACAUCAAUCACCACAUGGACCCUCAGAUGUUUUACCCCCAACAAGAGCCCCCAGUGGUGGCCUACAUGGUGCCGCCCGCCGCCGCUCAGCCCAUGAGCUACGUGACGGCGCCGCGAGCUUCCAGCGCCGGCGGCAACCGGCCCCGCCUCUACCGACGCAUGCCCAGUAUUGAGUCUGACGUGUGAGACUCGCCGCUUCCUGUAACUCACACACACACACACACACAGGAUUUCUGGAACAUUGACCCGCCCCCCUGCCCUCCUCACCAGCCUUCCAAGGGGACAAACCAACCCUCCAGCACUCCCACAGUAAUUGAACCUACUCAGUUGGGGGCUGCUGUGUGUUCCAGGGUCUCGCCGCCCCAACGCACGCACACACACACACACACACACACACACACACUGGGAAAGACUGUUUGAUCAUGUUGAUGUCAGCCAAUUGAACAUUCCAAACCAAAUCAAUCAUUUUAUGGGUGAAAAAAAAAAAGAUGCUCUCAGGAUGAGGCGUGGGUCCGAGAGGACUCUCGAGAUGGACACACACACACACACACACACACACACACACAAACAAAUAUACUAUAUAUAUAGCAUUUAGCGUUCUAGCUUCCUCUCUUAGCUCUUAGCCUUCAGGUCACACACUUGCAUGCUUCCUUGACAACCCUGCGUGACACGCACACACACACGUAUGCAGGGUCAUAUAUGGGCACACACACGCAAGUGCGCACAGAGUGUGUGUGUGGGUGUGUGUGUGUGUAUGUGUGUGUGGGUGUUGUUGCGGUGAGCUAGCCUAGCCUUUGUGCACUUUGUACAUUUUCUAACCUGCCACCAAACACAAACCAAAAACAAAUACUUUUUGAUACUCACACAGUUGGCUGGGUUUUUUUUUUUUUGUUGUUGUUUUUUUCUCGUCUUUUGGGCUGUGGCGCCAAGUAUAAGCUCACCAGUAGAGUAUUAGAUUUCUUUUUUCGCGGCUUCAUUCGUACACGUGCGUGCGAGUGUGCCUCGGCCUGGUAGUGCUAUAAGAUUAGCCGUGGUUUCAAAAGUUGCUGUUUUGCCAAAUCUUUUUUUUUUUUUUUUUACUUGAGUCUCUAUGGAAGGUCCCGGAAGAUGAACCCACACAUACAUCUGAAAGAAAAAUAUAGAAAUAAAUAACACUGUGUCAGAGACCAGCAUCACGUGGGUGGUACACACACACACACACCACACACAAGCUGUGUCCCAAUUGGGGGUCUAACUGUCUGAACUCCAUUGUCCAAUGAGGUCAUAUUAAAUCAAAUCAAAAAACAAGGAAAGAGAAUGAAAAUAAUAUAACGUACUUUCUGUCCUGGAGAGGCUGCCAUUGACUUCAUAUCAACUGCAGCCUGUGAAGGAUGUAUUUCAAGGUGUCUGUGAUUUGGGAAAGGAAAGUUUCAGUGAGGUUAUGAUGUCAUCACCUUCAAUAUGUCCUUCGGAGAUUACAGUUGAACUCGGCCAGCCCGCUCGUGGGGUCGUGGGUCUUCAAGUGUGCUCGCCUAAAGAUGGAUUUGAAGGAGCCUUUAAUCUGCCAUGAGAUGUGUGUGCUGUUAUGAUGUCAUUGGCCUUCAAAUGCAGCGUUAUUGCUUUGAAAACGGGGUGUACCCAUGGUGAUUUGGGACAACGCCUUUGUCAUGGGCCUUCACGUUUGGAUGGUUUGGAGAUACUUUGUUUGAUUUGAGACAGCCUUUGCUCAAAUGCAACUUGCCAUUUGGACAACGUGGCAUUACGAGAUCAUAGGCCUUGGAAUGCACAUGAGGAGGGUCGCUUGUGAUUUGGCUCAACCUUUUGUGUGGACGUCAAGCUUCAAAUGCAGCUUUGGAAGGAAUCGUAGAUUAGUGGCAACCUUCAUUUGCGGCGGCCUUCAUUUUGGGCAACCUUCUCGUGGCAUCCUCAAUAGGGACACAGCCACGCCACUAGAAGUGCUGACAAUAGAUUCAUUCCACUUACUUUUUGAGGGUGGAAAAAGGAAGAUUUGGAUGUCAAAAGCAUUUUUUCCCUAUUUCAACCCCCCCACACACUGUUGUGCACAAUCUCAUGCCGUGGCCGCACACACUCAAAAUGGCCUGGAGUGAGUCAUAUGCACAAUAUCAGGUUGCAAUAUUAUUAUGUUUAUGUACAGAUCUUUUUUUUUUUUUUUAAUCGAUGGGGAUGGUGCGGAUGCUUCAUUCCAACGACAACUUUCUAUUCUUACGACGAUAAACUGGCAUGUUUUCGAUUCUCAUGUGAGCGUUUUUGUAUUUUUUCUUUUUUCCUCGCUGCCAUGUCAGUGCUAGUUGGGGAAUCGAUGAGGAGUGCGCGCUUCCGAGCCCGUCCACUCGCUUCUCUUUCACUACAAGUCUGUGCUGUUUCACCUCCGUGUGUGCGUGUGUGUGUUUGUGUUUGCGCGUGCGCGGUGUACACUAAGCAGGCAUUUAUAUAAGACAAUGGAUGAAGUUUGUGUGUGUGUGUGCGCAUACUUUCCUCUUCCGUUCUUCCCUUCAUCCCACUCGUAACAUUUGACCCACUCAUGUAACACAACACACACACACACCGUGCGCUUUGUGUGCGUGUGCGUUGUACCAUCACUUGAGAAUUUUCACACUUUUUUUUUUUCCAACUUGCAUGAGUGUGCUUGUGUUUCUGCUGGUUUCUUUUUUGGGGUAAUCAUUUAUUUUUGGACCAGAGCGCGCGCACACACCGACACACACCGACACACACGCACGCGCGCACACACACCUUCUAUGCUGAUGUGUGUUUGUGUGCUGUUACUCGCCCUUGCGUCUAAGUUCAGGGGUUUCUAAGCUACUGCUUGCGUUGUACAUAAGACUUGUCACUCGGUACCUCUGUACAAUGUGUAAAUAAGUAAAGGUUACAUUUUU
Messenger RNA from Syngnathus typhle (broad-nosed pipefish), 8309 nucleotides. It is a transcript of the gene grin2ab, whose product is annotated as glutamate receptor, ionotropic, N-methyl D-aspartate 2A, b. The record is from RefSeq and is a predicted model, not a curated record. Gene Ontology annotation, biological process: excitatory postsynaptic potential; long-term synaptic potentiation; monoatomic ion transport. The transcript is spliced from 22 exons. Gene Ontology annotation, cellular component: plasma membrane; postsynaptic density membrane; postsynaptic membrane. NCBI's taxonomy places the organism in Eukaryota, Metazoa, Chordata, Actinopteri, Syngnathiformes, Syngnathidae. Gene Ontology annotation, molecular function: NMDA glutamate receptor activity; transmitter-gated monoatomic ion channel activity involved in regulation of postsynaptic membrane potential. The coding region runs from base 979 to 5622 and encodes 1547 amino acids.